Molecule: messenger RNA, 1978 nt
Organism: Argentina anserina (silverweed cinquefoil)
Lineage: Eukaryota; Viridiplantae; Streptophyta; Magnoliopsida; Rosales; Rosaceae
Product: heat stress transcription factor B-2b
Exons: 3
Coding region: 412-1458 (348 amino acids)
Biological process (GO): regulation of transcription by RNA polymerase II
Cellular component (GO): nucleus
Molecular function (GO): RNA polymerase II cis-regulatory region sequence-specific DNA binding; DNA-binding transcription factor activity
Source: RefSeq, a predicted model, not a curated record
GCGCUUUCCUUUCACUUUUGCCCUUUUCCCGUCUAUUCCUAUCCACCCACCAUUGUCAAGGCCACGUGGCCCCCACACCCCUUGCCCUUUUCCAAAUCCAUUUUUCCCUUUUUCUUAAAAUAAAAAUAAAAUAAAAUAAUUCCGUCGGCCUUUUCUCUUUCCUUCUCGAACUCACGAUUCCUCUCUCUUCUCCGAAGUAUCGCCCCUUCCCCUCUAUCAUCCAUCUCCACAUCCCAGAACCUUCUAGAAACAACAAACCUCCUCCCUCCCGGCUCUCCGCCUCUCGUCGCCACUCGCCGGUGAAGCGUUUUUCGGAGCAGCCCCACACUAGCCAAGGACUCUGAUUAUUUUCUUCGCGGAAGUUCUCUGUGGAUCUGAGAGAGAGAGACAAGGUAGGGGCGAAAGAGGGCCAUGGCUUCCUUGCCGGACCAGAACGGCGACUCGGGACCGAGCAGCGGCGGGAGGGAGUCGCAGAGAACAAUACCGACGCCGUUCCUGACGAAAACGUAUGAGCUAGUGGACGAUCCGGAAGCCGACGAGUUGAUUUCGUGGAGCGAAGGCGGAUCCACUUUCGUCGUGUGGCGGCCGGCCGAGUUCGCCAGAGAUAUUCUUCCCAAGUAUUUCAAACACAACAACUUCUCCAGCUUUGUUCGCCAGCUCAACACUUAUGGAUUUCGGAAGGUUGUGCCGGAUCGGUGGGAGUUUGCUAACGACUGCUUCAAAAGAGGGGAGAAAGGCCUGCUCCGUGAUAUUCAGCGCCGGAAAAUUUCCCCGGCUGCGUCCAAUUCCGCCGCGACGGUGGCGGCGGCAGCGGCAGCGGCGGUUACAGCGGCGGCUCUGCCUACUGCGGCGGUUUCGGUGUCUCCGGCAAACUCCGGGGACGAGCAGGUGAUCUCGUCGAACUCUUCGCCGAUGGCUGUUCCGAUGCCGACGCCGACUCCGGUGGUGACGAUGCUGCAGCGGACGAGGAGCUGCAACACCACGGCGGAGAUAUUAGAGGAGAAUGAGCGGUUGAGGAAAGAGAACAUGCAGCUAAGCAAUGAACUGACUCAGCUUAGGGGGCUGUGUAACAAUAUACUGGCAAUGAUGACCAACUACGCCUCGGGGCAGUUGGCGAGAGGCGGCGGAGAUGUGGCCGAAGAUAACCGGCUUUCUCCACCGUCUCUUGCUGUAAAAAUUUCCCAUCAGGGUGAAAACGCCGCCGGUCCAGGCGGAGACAAGGCGGAGGAGGAGGAUAUGGAAGAGGAUCAGGAGGAGGAGACGCCGUUGCCGCCGCAGCCGAUUACGACGCCGAAGCUGUUUGGGGUGGCAAUCGGGGUGAAGCGCGUUAGGAGAGAAGAGGAGGGGGAAGAUCAGGAGCGUAGAAAGCAAGUGUGUGAUAAGGUGGUGAAGCAGGAGCCGUCGGAUGGGAGCUCCAAGCACGAUAAGGAGAGUACGUGGCUGGAGCUGAGGAAGUGAUGUGCGGGGGGUAGACAUUUGUAUCGUGAUGUUGAAAAUGAGUCAGAGCUUCACCGCACGAAAGCGGAGGCGCACACGUGCCAAAGGGUGUGGAGAAUCUUUAAUUUUUUCUGGUACAUUCUGGAAAGCUGCGAAUGCGGUGUCGUUUCUGUGUCCAUUUUUUCGGCUGAAAGAAGCGCCAAAAAAGGAAACAGUAAAACGUAGCAUCUCCCUCCUGAAAGGUAAAAAAUGCGAAGGUCCAGUCAAAGUUUCGGAAUUUACCCUUCACUUUUGUUAAUUAUGAUGAUGAUGAUGAUGAAAAUUUAUAAGGGGUUUCUGGAUUAUGAGCAGAAAUACAACAGUUUUGACCAGCACUGUACUAAUAUGUGUUAGGGAUGCUGAUUUAUGUUUGAAGAUUAGAAAUUUAAUUAUCAAAUUAGUCAAAUGAAUUUGCGGGUUUAGAAGGGUACCUGGUCAAAUACUCAAAUGUAGCUUGUUGGUUGUUUAUGACUUUAUGUAAUAGAAAACAAUAUGUUGGUUU